Onychomys torridus (southern grasshopper mouse) is the source of this 1689-nucleotide messenger RNA. It is a transcript of the gene Ntaq1, whose product is annotated as N-terminal glutamine amidase 1. The record is from RefSeq and is a predicted model, not a curated record. Gene Ontology annotation, molecular function: protein-N-terminal asparagine amidohydrolase activity; protein-N-terminal glutamine amidohydrolase activity. Bases 151 to 396 code for a protein of 81 amino acids. Lineage: Eukaryota; Metazoa; Chordata; Mammalia; Rodentia; Cricetidae. The transcript has 4 exons. Gene Ontology annotation, cellular component: nucleus; cytosol.
CGCUGCACGGGGUCCCGCCCACCCGGCUCUAGGCUCUUUCCCCCGGAAACUGCCUUGGUGGGUCCUGGCCCGGUCCACUGCGCCUGGGGAGCUGGUUACAACUGCUGCAAGCCGGUUGUUUGCUUGUUCUGGGAGCCACAGCUUCGGGCCAUGGAGGGGGACGGCCCCGCCGCCGCCACGGCCCCGCAGUACCAGCCGGCCUGCCCUACGCGGGACGCGUGUGUCUACAACAGCUGCUAUUGUGAGGAAAACAUUUGGAAACUCUGUGAAUACAUCAGAACCCACGACCAGUAUCUCUUGGAAGAGUGUUCCGCUGUCUUCAUAUCAAAUGAGGGGAAGAUGGUAAGUUGGUACCUAUUUGGAAACAGCAGGCAAGACCUGGGAAUGGACCUGUGAUCUGGGUCAGCUGCCGCUAGCGUGAUAGUAGACUGAACAAUCAUUUCAGUGCGUUUUCCCCACGAGAACUUUUUCCUGGGUUUGGAGCGCCAGCCUGCAUACAUGUCCCUUGAGGGUCCCGUGGUCCUCGUAGCCAUCGGCUGGUGCUGGCUUGUGCCUUGUGUCUGGGAGCGAGAGCACGAGGUAAAAGUAGCAUCCAUUCUGUAACCAAGCAGGGCCGUGGGAGCUGUCUUUAUCUUCUCCUUUAAAGGCUACAGAUGAGAGCUUGGUGAUUUUUUUGUCUUGUCUUGUUUUGUUUUUUUCCUUUUAAUUAGAAAAGUAAUAAAAAUUGGAAAUUAGUGUCCUCUCCAAACUACCCUUAGGAAGACCCCACUGGUUUGCAGUUUGGGGUGGGGGGCGGUCAGUAGCUUUCUGUCAUAGUAUCUACUACAUGAAGUGAAUCUCCAUAUAGGAAAGGUUUAUUCUGCGCUCAGUUUCUGGAUUUAGUCCAGGAUUGCUUGGUUCUGUGUAUUUGCACCUGUGGCAAGGCAGGAACACGUGGUGGGGCAGAGCUGUUUGUCUCACAGCCAAGGAGAGGAAGAGGAAGGAAGGGGCUGGGCUCCCAAUGUCCCUUUCAAGGCUAAGCCCCCAGUGUUCAGAAGACUUCUCACUAGGCUUCAUGGUUUUGGUUUUUCUAAGGUCUCAAUAUGUAGUUCUGGCUGGCCUGGAACUCUCCGCGUGCAUCAGGCUGAUCUCGGACUCACAGCGAUCCACCUGUCUCUGCCUCUUGAGUGCUGGGCUUAAAGUGCGUUUCACUGCAUCUGCCCUGGCUGCACCUCUGGAAGCCUCCAGUACUUCCCUAGUGCACACUGAUAAGUGAAGCUUUAACACAUGGGCUGUCGUGGGACACUGAAGAUCCAAAGUGUCGAAGAAGAUCUCUUUGUAGACUCCUGAAUUCAUAUGUGUGAAUGCGUACAUACAUUUGAAUUCACAUGUGUGUCUUUGUGCAAUCAAGCUUUAAAAUAUAAUACAAAAUACAUCUGUGUCCCACAGGUCAGUUUUUCUGUUCAAUUACAGAACAUGGGAUAUCACAUAACAGCGGGUCAAACACUGUCACUGUUUAGCCAUUUUCUAAUUACUGGACAUUUUUCUGUUUGGGGGGGUUUGUGUUUUAUUAUUUCUAUUUUGUUUUGCCAUUACAAGGAGGGUGAUAAUUAGCCCGGUAGCUGCUUUCCUGCUAAUGCUUGUGCGCUGAUCCUGCAAUGUUGGAAUUGACUGUCCUACACUAACUGGGUUAACCUCAGUGAUUGUUAU